CAAACCCUUCCUGAGGUGAACGUAACGAGAGAUUAGUUUCAGCAUUACCAUACGUCGGCUGUUGCUCAAAUUUAGAAACAAUUGUCGUACCUACAAACACUCACAUCUCUAAGGAAUGUUUUAAUCAUUUAUUUUUAAGCAGUUUGACCCCCCCCCCCCCCCCAUCCUUAAUAGUAGCAGACAUGGUUGAACCAGCAACACGCAUGUUUGCAUCAUUAGAAGAAGAGCUGGGCUUCUGGAAGGAGCAGGCAGAGAGACAUCAUCAAAGGGCUGAAGAGGCUCAGGAGGAGCUGCAGGAGUUUCAGCAAAUGAGUCGAGACUACGAAGCAGAACUGGAAACCGAGCUGAAGCAGUGUGAAAGUCGAAACAAAGAGCUGCUUUUAGACAACAACAGACUCCGCAUAGAACUGGAGAGCAUAAAGGAGAAAUUUGAGGCUCAGCAUUCGGAUGCUUUUAGACACAUCACCACGUUAGAGGAAGAUCUGGCACAAACUACAGCAGUGAGAGAUCACCUGCAGAAAUACAUCAGAGAGCUGGAGCAAUCCAACGAUGACCUGGAAAGGACCAAAAGGGCUACCAUCAUGUCACUGGAGGACUUUGAGCAGCGGAUGAACCACGUCAUUGAGAGAAACGCCUUCCUGGAGAGUGAAUUGGAUGAGAAAGAGAACCUGCUGGAGUCUGUUCAGAGGCUCAAGGAUGAAGCCAGAGAUCUUCGGCAGGAGCUGGCUGUACGCCACAAGGAAAGACGGCCGUCCAGCAGCCUGGGCAAAGACACAGAUCGAUUAGAUCUAACAUGCCCCUCAGCUGCUAACUCAUCCAUCCCCGUCACACCCUCCAAACCCAUCAGCUCAUUUGCCACGCCCCCUGCUUCCAGUAUCAGACGAGGUGAUGGAUUAACUGGGACUCCUCUUACUACGUCUGCUAGAAUAUCUGCACUCAACAUCGUUGGGGAGCUGCUAAGAAAAGUUGGAAAUCUGGAGUCAAAGUUGGCGUCCUGUAGAGACUUUGUAUAUGACACUUCAGUCAGCAGACCAGCACUUCCAGCAGCCACAGGUAGUCCGUCUUGUAUAGAAGGAGGCGCUGACAACCACGCUACCAGCAUGAGCCCCCCUCCUCAAUUUGACAGUUUAGUGAAGCGGUUAGAGUUCGGACCCGCUCCCCCGAGAGGAGUCUCCCAAGGUGCCCAGUCUCCACAGGGAGGGGUGAAGAUCCUGCUAUGAGAGUAAAAGAAAGGCAUCCAUGAUGCCAACCUCCUGUCCACUCUCCCUCCUUACAGCAAUGGGACUUCAAACUGUGCUGUCUUCCCGUGUCGCUACAUGUCCUGCUGAACUCUUUGAACGAGAACGCCUCUCUCUCUCUCUCUCUCUUAAUUAGCACAUGGAAUUCUGCCGCCUUAGGCUAGCAUCACACCAUAUCCAUCAUAUGAAGCAGCACUUCAGCGUCUGUAAUAUCAAGGAAUGAAGAGCGUACUGAUCACACAUUAUCCUCUGCUGUGUCUGUUGCACUGUGGUGGGUAGCUUCUUAAAAAAUAUUACUCAACUUCUGUAUCUACUGAUUUGCAUUUUUGGGUGGAUCAAGUCCAUCAGGGAUCUUAAAGCAUGGCCCCUCCGACAUAAUGUCUUCCUGCAAUCUUCCAUUUAUCAUAAGAUGGGGACCUCGUAUAGAACCAGUGAUAUGACAGCAUCUUAUUAAGACGCUGAUAAAGGGACCAAAAGGAUGGAUAGUACAAAAUGUGAUAUGAACAAAGUCUGAACAAAGGUUUGAUAGAUAGAAACUGAUCAACCGUGAUAGUAAUGGGUUUGUUUUUUUCCACUCUUUUUGUGGCUCUUAAACAUGAAAACUUAAAUAAGUGUUUUGAAACAUUUAACUUUGGGCUUGAAUAAUGUAGCACAGAGCUACACUGGGAGUGCAUUAGAAAUAGUUGGUUAAAAAACACGGUACACUUUUCCAGCCUAUGCCCCCAACAUUUUUGGCUUGGAAGACUCCACUGCUCUUUGCUCUUAAGUGAGAGCAAAUGAGUGGAUGCCAGGAACUGGUGAUAGUAUUUUAGCCUUCGCUGCCUUCACCAUUGGUAUACCUCUUUAGCUUGUAGGCUCUGCUUUGCGGUAGUGAUUUGAAUAAAUUAAAUGGGGCAUCUAUUCCUCCUGCUUCCAGACAUCUGGAAAUGAUGGACUGUUGAUUUCUUUCAAGCUGGUUUGAUAUCGCAGCUAUCCAGUUUGACCCUGGUCCUUUCUUUAACACCUUCCUUCUGCCAUUAAACAGACUUCUUGUUUCUGCAGACGAGCAAUGCUUGUAAAUGUCAACAUUGGGAAUAGAAUACGUUUUGUGCCUCGGAGAUGAAUUGAUAAUUUGUUAUCCUGUUAAUUUUAUGAUCUCAUGUUACUAGUAACUUUUCUACAGGUUGUAUCUGACUGAAGAUGUUAGAUUGUUACAUGUUCACUACUGAAUGUAGAGUAAUAAUUUUACAAGUGUGAGAUCUCCUGACUGCUGCAGGGGGGUUGUGUGUGUUGGAGGGAUGGGAGCCAGACAAAGCAAUAAUAGAUUUUAUGAAAGUCGUUGAAGAUAAGCACAGUACAAAGUAUAUUUGUGUAGGUAUAGAACUGAUAUCAGAUAUCCUGUCCUGCCUUUUA
Molecule: messenger RNA, 2630 nt
Organism: Labrus mixtus (cuckoo wrasse)
Lineage: Eukaryota; Metazoa; Chordata; Actinopteri; Labriformes; Labridae
Product: nuclear distribution protein nudE homolog 1-B-like
Exons: 9
Coding region: 183-1220 (345 amino acids)
Biological process (GO): microtubule nucleation; vesicle transport along microtubule; establishment of mitotic spindle orientation
Cellular component (GO): kinesin complex; kinetochore; centrosome
Molecular function (GO): microtubule binding
Source: RefSeq, a predicted model, not a curated record